AUGGAUAAUGAACAACGUAUAUUAGAAGAGCUAGUGAAGGCAAAAGAAAAUAUUAAACGUAAAUUUAAAAAGCGGGGAGGCUAAUAUUCGUGCAAAAGUAAUAAAAACUCUAGAUCCGGUUAUUGAACCUUUGAAUAGAAUACAUAAAACGCAGACAUUAUUAUCACUUAAACAUAGCGCUGAACCCCUACCGGAGGGUUAUAUUGAAGAAGAAGAAGAAAUCGGAGAAGGUGAAGUAGAAGGAAAAGAAGUAGAAGAAAUCGGAGAAGGUGAAGUAGAAGGAGAAGAAUUAGUAAAAAACGAUGAAAGUAUAGCCACGAGAAAAUCUAAAUAUAAUGCUAAACUAAAAAAUUGGUUUAAUUCACCCGAUUUCGAUAAAACGUAUGGUCCGAAGACAAUUCAUAAUCAAAUCAUUUUAGGAAAAAGUGUAAUUAAAUUCACUGAUGGAAAAAUAAUAGUCGUAGAUCUAAAAAAAAUCGAAUAUAAAACAACAAAGGGACUUUUACAAUUAAUUUUUCUGAAAUCUCCGAUUUCGUAUACCUCACACGAUUUAUAUUCGUAUAAGUAUAUACUAAAACAUACGUGCACUCAUUUAACAACCGAUGGAUCCAAGAUGAAAAAGGGUGGUAAAAAAUACCUAAACAUUAUAUCUAAAUUCUUUCCCUCCGGCAGUGGACUCCGAGUGAAAUUACAAACAAAUAAUUAAGUUUAUUGGGACAACCCAAACGAGAUAGUAGAUAGACUAAGAUUAUUAUUGGUAUCGCAAGCUGCUGGAAACACAGGACAACCUUUGCUUUAUAAUAGCUAAAAACUUCUUAAACUCGAAGCGGGGCUAAUAAAACGAAUUCCAAAUGUCUAAACGCGAGAUAACGUUUCAACUACAUAAACCGGCUAGAAAAAAUUUCAAUAGACGAAGAGUUAAUGUAUAUGGAAAAAAUGAUUUAUGAUCGAGCUGAUACCGUAUUCAAAGAAAAAUAAAGGAUAUAAAUAUAUACUAAGUGUCAUAGACUGUUUCACGAAAUAUGCAUGGGCUAUACCUCUGAAAUCAAAAACUGCGAAAGAAGUGACUAAUGCAAUGUCUACAAUAUUAAUUAAUCGAUCACCACAGUUAUUACAACUCGAUAACGGAAAAGAGUUUUAUAAUUCAAUAUUUGAUACGUUAAUGAAAAAGUAUAAUGUAAAAAAAUAUUCAACAUAUAGUACUACUAAAGCAUGUAUCUUCGAGCGGUUCAAUCGUACUUGAAAGAAUCUUACUUUGAAAGAAAAAAAUGUUUAGAGAAUUUACUGUAAGAGGAAACCAUAAUUGGUUGUCUAUUUUAUCCGCAUUGAUUAACGAAUAUAAUAAUACGAGACAUAGAACAAUUGGUAUGACACCGACAGAAGCUGAUUAUAAACCCACAUUAGUCCGAAUGAAACAUAAAAAUAUGUCUGAUAAAAGAAAUAAAUUCAAAGUAGGCGAUAGUGUACGAGUAAGUACACAUAAAGGUGUGUUUACGAAAGGUUAUCUACCGAAUUGGUCUACAGAGAUAUUCACUAUUGUUAAAAUAAAUAAAACGAUACCUACAACGUAUAUUUUAGAAGACUAUACAGGGAAUCCAAUCGCCGGUUGUUUUUAUGUCGAGGAAAUAAAUAAAACAGAGUUUACAAAUACCUACUUGAUCGAAAAAGUGAUCCGUAUAAAAGGACAGAAAGUUUUUGUUAAAUGGCUUGGAUUUGAUAAUAGCCACAACAGUUGGAUAAAUAAGAAUGCGAUCAAGAAAUAACGUUAGUCAUAUUUCAACCAUGAACGUGUUUGGAGCUACUAGAGAAAGUGAAAAAAAUAUAUUAUUUUCCGAGCUUGUUGUCUCAAAUAAAUCGAUUCAAAAUGAACUUACUUCAUGUAACCAGCAGACUGAUAAGCAUGAAAUCGAUAUUAAAUCACUGAAUAAAAAAUUAGAAAAUCUGAUAAAUCAGGUUUCUUUAAUCACAACCACUGUAGAUGAUAUACAACAAUUUAUUUGUAAGCUUUCGGGGGUGUUAGGAUCCAUUUCUGAUCUAGAAUCUAGAAUACGGAAUAUUGAAGUGUUUACAGCACCUCCACCACAGUAUGCGACGGAGUACACUGAAUCGAUGAAAAAGAAAAUAGAAAAAACGAUUACAAAAUCUAUACCUAAUGAUACACGCAAUAAUGAUUUAGAAUAUCAUCGGAAAGAGAAUUAUGGAGAAUAA
Cinara cedri is the source of this 2208-nucleotide messenger RNA. The record is from the annotation of a GenBank genome assembly. NCBI's taxonomy places the organism in Eukaryota, Metazoa, Arthropoda, Insecta, Hemiptera, Aphididae.